AUGGCACGGGUACCAUUCAUUGGCCGGCUCUUUUGGAGGGAAUACCUGGCCCUGUUCGGGUCCCUGAUACUUGUGGCCCUCGAGGUACUCGUUCGCAUCAUCACACUGGGCCUGCCUCAACCCAUCAUUCGAUUCUGCUACAACGCCUCCAAGAACGUAUUCAACCGACUGUCGUCGCAAAAGUCCCGGCAAGCCCGGUCCCAACGAAAGCAUACAUACAGUUCGAUCGCGACCUGCUCGGAUUUCACCGAACUCUGCGCCUUCUUUGGAUACUAUGCCGAGGAACAUGUUGUCCAGACCGGGGAUGGAUAUUUGCUGGGGGUCCAUAGACUUCCCUUUCGCAAAGGCGAGGAGCAUAGCGGGAUACAGGUCAAUGCAGGGGCCGACUCGAUCAGGAAACCCGUGGUAUACCUUCACCAUGGCCUCCUCAUGAAUAGUGAGGUUUGGGUUUGCCUCACCGAAGAGGAGCGAUGUCUUCCAUUCACGCUGGUGCAGCAAGGCUACGACGUCUGGCUGGGUAACAAUCGAGGCAACAAAUACAGCAAGAAAUCCACGAAACACUCGCCUAUAUCCGCACGGUUUUGGAACUUCUCCAUGGAUGAAUUUGCCUUUCACGAUAUCCCCAACACGAUUGACUACAUCCUCAACACGACUUCACAGCCCUCGCUCUCCUAUAUCGGUUUCAGUCAGGGUACCGCACAGGCGUUUGCUACACUAUCCAUCCAUCCCCAAUUGAACGAAAAGGUCAAUCUUUUCAUCGCCUUGGCACCGGCCAUGUCUCCUGCUGGUCUCAGCAACGGUAUCGUGGAUGCACUGGUUAAGACCAACCCUCACCUGUUGUUCCUUGCGUUUGGCCGCAAGUCAAUCCUGUCUUCCGCCACCAUGUGGCAAUCGAUCCUCUACCCACCAAUCUUCGUCCGCCUCAUUGACAUGUCUCUCUCCUUCCUCUUCGCUUGGUACGGCCGCAACAUCAGCGUGCAGCAGAAACUCGCUGCAUACCCUCACCUUUACAGUUUCACGAGCACAAAGUCCGUCGUGCAUUGGUUCCAAAUUAUCCGUAACAAAUCUUUCCAGAUGUACGACGACGACAGCUCCAACAGGUUUAGCAUUGGCGCCAGCAACCGAUAUUACAAAGUUGCCAAGUUCCCAACGAGAAACAUCAAGACCCCCAUUGUUCUCGUCUACGGGGGAAGUGACUCACUGGUCGAUAUCCGUGUCAUGCUUAGGGAGCUCCCUCGUCACACCAUUGCGACCGAGAUUCCUCAUUUCGAACACCUCGAUUUCCUCUGGGCCCAGGAAGUGCAUACACUGGUCUUCCCACAUGUGCUAGAAGCGCUCAGUUACUACGCUCAAGACGGUACAACAAAUGGCAUCCCAAAAGCUCUGGCUCUUUCCAUGAAUGACACGGCACAGCUCCACCGCCGGCAGAACAGUAAUAGCAGUGCCGUGAACUGGUCUGAAGAUGACUCUGCUGGCGGAUAUUCAGACUUUGACGGCGCGAUUGAUUCACCUCGCACCCCGCGAGUAAAGAGUUAUGCUCAGCAGCAGAGAGAGAGGCAGUAUCUGCACUCAUCGCCGGGCCAAAAUCAUUCGCCUUCUCAUUCCCCUCUGCAAUAUCAAUACCAAUAUGCCGCCCCUACUCCGAACAGACCCGUACCUGGAAGCUCGAUGACGUGGAUGGAAAGCUACUACAAAUAUCCCAAAAAGGAAACGCAGGGAAUGACCGAAGGUACCGGGACGAGUAGUGGGCUUAGGAAUCACACUGAAAUGGACGCAAGUCCACAGCCGACACAGCAAGAGACUGAAAGUCAACAGAGGCAGCAAGAACAGCGACAAGUGUAUGAUCAGAGUCCCAUGGGAACGCCACAACACGAACAGGAUGACGCUUCCCCAGAGCCCGGCUUUGGACGAGCAGUGUUUUCGACUUCUCGGGCACUACCUCUUGACAGCGACUCGACCAGUCCUGUUUCCACAAUCCGUAAUCGGAACAGCGGGUUUACCGGCCGUCCUGCGACUCCGGGGCAACAAGGUCCUCUAAACGCCGACGAAGACAGCGCGCCAGGAAGCGCCAGCGCGGGUAGCAGCGGGAACGGACACCGGCAACGUUCGACCUCAGCCGCUGGAAGCGUUUCGAAUACCAGCGGGCGCACGACGCCAGUAAGCAGAGGCACACCACCCAGUUUUACAGCAAAGGGAAUUCGUGUAGGGAGUUCGAGGCCGAGCGUGGGUGCCGCCAUGCCCUAA
Molecule: messenger RNA, 2244 nt
Organism: Fonsecaea nubica
Lineage: Eukaryota; Fungi; Ascomycota; Eurotiomycetes; Chaetothyriales; Herpotrichiellaceae
Exons: 2
Coding region: 1-2244 (747 amino acids)
Source: RefSeq, a predicted model, not a curated record